AAUAGUUUCAAAGUAUUUGCGAAUAAGAACGUUUGUUGACAGCUGUUUCGUUUCUCUUCCUUAUUUUACCUUGCACUGUUUAUACUCCAAAUAGAAAGACACGGAAGAUGUGGUUUGGGCAACCCUGUUUGAUAUUUGCGGUUAUUUUUGUUGAAGCGCGAGUGAUUGACAGAAGGCAAGACGAUCUCCAAUCUUUGAUUAAGCAACUUGAAGAUGAUGUGGAUGAACUUAUCAGUCAUCAGAAAGAAAUUAAAAAUUCAGAAGACCAGUCAAAUCCAGCAGGAGAAGUUGAAAUUAAUUUAGCACGGCAUAUAAAAACUGACAUUCUUGAACCAAAUGGUCAUAAAAGAGAUGUUGGUAAAGGCAAUGUCAAAAGAUGGCCAUCAGUAAAUGGUGUUGCAAACAUCCCGUACGUUUUCCAUAGCACAAUAACAUCCACAAAGAGAACAAAAAUUAUUCAGGCUAUCAACUACAUGAAUAGCUUAACACCAGUGAUACAAUGGAUACAGCGUACGAACGAAGCCGAUUUCAUAUCAUUUCAGUCACCAGAAAAUGCAGGAUGUGCAAGUUAUCUUGGCAAAAUUGGUGGGACUCAGGAAAUAUACAUUGGUGACGAAUGUGACAGUCAAGGUGUGACUGCUCACGAGAUGAUGCAUGCUCUUGGAUUUUAUCACGAGCAAUCACGACCUGACAGAGAUGAAUAUGUGGAAAUUCUCCAGGAUAAUAUAGCACCUGAUUUUAUAAGAAAUUUUGAUAAAAUGACCUGGAACGACGUUGUGCAGAUGAAUUCUCCUUACGACUAUGGUUCUGUUAUGCACUACAAGCUAAAUGAAUUCUCAAAGGACGGCAAGUUACCAACACUGAAAUUGAAGAAGUUUUACAAUGGAAAUGUUGGUCAAAGGAUAGGCCUGUCACUAGAAGAUGUUUCUCAAUUAAAGAAAUACUACGGUCAUCCAACAACAACCCUUCCAGAGACCGAACCGAACACGCCUUUUCCAGAGACAGAAGCAACAACACCUCUUCCAGAGACAGAAGCAACAACACCUCUUCCAGAGACAGAAGCGACCACGCCUUUUCCAGAGACAGAAGCGACCACGCCUUUUCCAGAGACAGAAGCAACAACACCUCUUCCAGAGACAGAAGCAACAACACCUCUUCCAGAGACAGAAGCAACAACACCUCUUCCAGAAACAGAAGCGACCACGCCUUUUCCAGAGACAGAAGCGACCACGCCUUUUCCAGAGACCGAACCGACCACAACUCUUUCAGUAACUUAUCAUCAAACAACAAGGAGCAGAAAAACGGGCAAGAAAACUGGUAAGAAUGGUUCAAAAAGUAAAAAGAAGUCACAUGGUAAGAAAGACGACAAGCUUCAAAAAUUGCUGAAUGAUGUUUUAACGAAAUUUCAAUCUCUUACCCGAAGUCUUGACACAACAGGAUACUUGCUGUAACAAAUGUAAGUUGUCGUACUUGAAUAUUAAUGAAGUUAG
Molecule: messenger RNA, 1490 nt
Organism: Hydractinia symbiolongicarpus
Lineage: Eukaryota; Metazoa; Cnidaria; Hydrozoa; Anthoathecata; Hydractiniidae
Product: zinc metalloproteinase nas-14-like
Exons: 12
Coding region: 108-1451 (447 amino acids)
Biological process (GO): proteolysis
Molecular function (GO): zinc ion binding; metalloendopeptidase activity
Source: RefSeq, a predicted model, not a curated record